Molecule: messenger RNA, 2031 nt
Organism: Arctia plantaginis
Lineage: Eukaryota; Metazoa; Arthropoda; Insecta; Lepidoptera; Erebidae
Source: the annotation of a GenBank genome assembly
AUGAGACCAGAAAACCUCGAAUCACCGUUGGCUGUUCCUCGCGACACAAAGAGCAGUAUAUACAUUAUGAAUGAUCAGACAUUUCAUACACCAUCUUUUGGCGAUGAAGAAUUCGACAUACCCCUAAUACAUGGACAGCAUGCCACGAAUACCAGCGCGCAAAACUCCCACAUACAAUAUACGCAAUUGCACCAUUCUGCUCCCCAGGUGGGUAUGAUGAACCCAGCGCAAGACGGCUUGUCACCACCUGGAGGUGCACCUUCGUAUCAACAACCUCUUUAUUUACAAGAGCCACACACACCCGUCACAUCACACAGAUCAGCAUGGAAACACACAGACAAUGUGAUGAUUAAAAUUGGUGCAGGUGCGCCAGCUGGAAAUUACAUGAUUCAACAACAACCUGGAGGACAGCAGAGGUUGCUGAUGAUGCAACCAACCCAAGUAAUGAGUGGCCCACCUACACCCAGCACACCCACUCAGCCCUCUGGACCUGUUUAUGGUUCACCGCAAAGAGCUUCACCCCCUGGUACGACAAGUGAUGAUUCUGAUGACAGUGUGCCUUCACAGCAUUCUCAGUUGCCUGGUGAUGCGGAAAGCCUUCUGCCUAUCCAUUAUUGCUCAGCGAGCCGGCAGCAACAAACUACGCUUCAUCAGAUGGGUGUUAGUACCGUGGGUGUAAAAAGAUCGUCUCCAGAACCAAUGGAAAAUGGCGUAAAUCGUGGACAAAUGCAGAAAAAGCCCAAAGUUCAGAAAAAAAAGAAAAAGCGUGAUCCCAAUGAACCCCAAAAACCCGUAUCAGCAUAUGCAUUAUUCUUCCGGGACACUCAGGCAGCUAUCAAAGGUCAAAAUCCAAAUGCUAGUUUUGGUGAGGUAUCCAAAAUAGUAGCAUCUAUGUGGGAUGGCUUGGACUCUGAACAUAAAAGUGUGUACAAACAAAAAACAGAAGUAGCCAAGAAAGAAUACCUCAAAGCACUUGCUGCCUACAGAGCCAGCUUAGUAUCGAAGGGAGGAGAACCUGACAAUCCAACAAUGUAUAAUCACACUAACAGUGCAAACCCAUCCUAUGGUAAUUACUAUCAAAACCAAUCAUAUGGCAAUGGGCACUCACCACAGAAUUAUGUGCCUAAUCAAGCACCACAAGGAUAUUCUCCACAAAACUACUCUGGUGCCCAGCCUCAGGGGUCAUACCCUGCUCAAACACCACAGGGGUAUCCUCCUAACCCUCAGCAGUCUCCUCAAAGUUAUCAAGGCAACAUGAGUCUCACACCACAGACAUACCAGCAGAAUGUACCAGCACCCUCACCACAAAGUUAUCAAGUGAAUCCGGCCACAUCACCACAGAAUUGUCAAUCAAAUAUUGCUCAGUCGCCAAGAAGCUAUCAGCCAGCUCAAUCGCCGAACAACUACUCUGCUAACUCAGCUCUGUCGCCUCCUGGAUACAGACAAGUUCAGUCACAGUCACCGCCAAUGGGUACAGUACAUGCGGCAAUGCAAUAUCAUCAUCCGCAGCAGCAUAUGCAACAAACACAUCAACAAAUGCAACAGGCUCAUCAGGUUCAGCAAUACCAACAGCAGCAACAACAACAACAACAACAACAACAACAACAGCAGCAGCAGCAGCAACAACAGCAGCAGCAACAACAACAACAGAUACAGAUACAUCAUCAACAACAUCAGCAGCAACAACAGCAGCAGCAACAACAACAGCAGCAACAACAACAACAGCAUCAGCAGCAACAACAACAGCCACAUCAACAACAAAAUCAGAAUCAAAUGCCCAAAACUGACCAGCAUUCAUCUAAUAGUAAUGGCAACUCUGGUGUUCCUUCACAAACAUCUGAUCAAAAUGAAAAUCAAGUGCCACCAUCAUGCAUCAGGCAGGGCUGCACUAAUCCAGCCAUAGCAAACAGUGAAUGGGAGGAUGAAUACUGCUCCAAUGAGUGUGUAGUCAGUCACUGCAGGGAUGUCUUCAGCUCAUGGGUAGCAUCAAACAACAGUAACCAAAUUCAGAACUUUUCUGCUGUAAAAUAA